Clonostachys byssicola is the source of this 1473-nucleotide messenger RNA. The record is from the annotation of a GenBank genome assembly. Lineage: Eukaryota; Fungi; Ascomycota; Sordariomycetes; Hypocreales; Bionectriaceae.
AUGGAGCAACAUUCCAUAUCGCUUCUGGAAACGCUGCCAUUGCAUCUAUUGUUCCUUAUCAGCGAAUGCCUUGCUCAGCUCCAGCCAAGAACUCGACGUAGCAUCUUCGCCCUCUCUUUGACCAGCAAGACCUGCAAUCUGGCGACAGAUCCGGAGAGGUUCCGUCAUGUACAUGUCGCUUUGAUAGGUCCGCAGAAAUUACAGCGAGAUAUCCAACGGUGGCGCCAAAUCCUCCAGGCCGGGAACCGCUUGGCCUUUGUACGCAGCGUCAAGAUUACUGGUGUCACAGUAUCUUCUUCGGUUGAGGAGGAACUUAUCAAAAAUGGUGAUCCUUCCGGCACCAAGAUGAAGCUGGUUCAACUGGAGAAUGCACGGGACAGUUUCGGGCGGAAUGUUGAUGUGGAUGAGGAAGCUUCGGAGCUGUUCAGCGGGUUGGACAGAGUCACCAACGCCAAUGAGCUAUUGCCUGCACCGUCUACCGCCUGGCCAGAUGAAUCUGCCUGGAAGCCUCUUGCAGAUCUCAUGAAGGACUUUACAGCACUUCGGGAUGUUAUCUUUACAUCCAGGGACCAGUUCCCGCGACUCCUGCUCUCUGCGCUCCAUGAGCACCACCCACACUGCCGACUACACAUGCAUCGUUUCAAGCUUCGCAGCAUGAUUCUCCCGGAACGCGCGGAGCUAAAGGUGCACCCCGAUGACAUUGCACUAGCAACAUCCCCAUGCCUGUACAGCAUUGUUGUGCAGACCCAGCCGUACCACAGGGCUCAAAUUUGGGAUUAUAAUCUAGAGGCCGUGAUGGCUAUGACGAAGGGAUUAGCUCCUAAUCUCAAGAAUGUCAGCUUGACAGAAGGCGUCCAUCAAGCAGCUCAGGGAGUCUUUGCGACCAUUCCACGGCCUCAGUGGAAGGGCUUCCAAGUUCCAGCUGGGAAAUCGAAUGUCACAGAGUCAGCCAUUGGUCGCCUCGAGAAUUUGGUUUUGAGCCACAGCUUAAGUGGCGAGCAAAUACUUGAAUGGAGUUCCUGUACCGACUUCUCCCAUCUGCGCUCGAUGAAGGUGGGUAUGGGCGUUUCCGCCGUAAGAAAAUUAGCAGAGACAUCCCGACAAACACCGCUGAGCGCUCUUUCUUCAUUAAAUUUGAAGCUGAGGCCACACUACCGAUUUGGAGAAACCGAUGAGAUGAUGGACCCAGCCGUCGCAGAGCUCUUGCAGUCACUUUAUCCCUUGGAAAUUCUAGAACUCGACGGGGACAUUGGGGAGAAAUCUUUCGAGGCCAUCAUAACGCAUCACAGCAAACGGCUGCGCAAGUUGACCUUUAUAUGUGGAGACUCAGAAGCAGUAUUCUUCGAAUUCACUCCGGAACGUGCUACUCAACUAUCCCAAGAAUGCUUAAAUCUUCAAAUAGUAGACGUGCGAGGGUCUGAAGUGCGAAAAUCCAACGGCAUCUUUGAAUGGACAGACUGGGAAUCAGAGUAA